Molecule: messenger RNA, 612 nt
Organism: Eruca vesicaria subsp. sativa (arugula)
Lineage: Eukaryota; Viridiplantae; Streptophyta; Magnoliopsida; Brassicales; Brassicaceae
Source: the annotation of a GenBank genome assembly
AUGGGUCUUAUUUCCAAGAGAGUUUAUAAAGGUGGCUUCCAUGUGCUCGGGAUCAUUCCCAAGGCUUUGAUGCCAAUUGAGAUAUCUGGUGAGAGUGUUGGAAAUGUAAGAGUGGUUGCAGACAUGCACGAACGAAAAGAUGCAAUGGCACAAGAAGCUGAGGCCUUCAUUGCCCUCACUGGAGGUUAUGGAACAAUGGAGGAGGUGCUGGAGAUGAUAACAUGGUUUGUCUAUUUAAUAUUGAUGGGUACUAUAACAGUUUGCUUGCUUUUGUUUGACACUGGCGUUGAAGAAGGUUUUAUUAAACCUGGUGCACGUAACAUUGUGGUUUCUGCUCCAGCAGCCAAAGAGCUUAUGGAGAAGAUGGAGGGAGUGAGUCAGUCAAUCUAUGGUGGCACAUUUCCUGAUGAAAAUUUUAAAGUAAAGCAAUCACAUGCAGCGAUGGCUAAUACAAGACCUGAUUCUAAUGGCUCACAGUUCUUUAUCAUACUGUCAAGGCUAGCUGGGAUGGACUAUGUGUUCGCCAUUGAAGGUGGAGCUGGUACUUACAGUGGCAAACCAAGGAAUAAAGUAGUGAUUGCUGAUUCCAGAGAGAUCCCUAAAGACAAAUAG